Molecule: messenger RNA, 4430 nt
Organism: Dromaius novaehollandiae (emu)
Lineage: Eukaryota; Metazoa; Chordata; Aves; Casuariiformes; Dromaiidae
Gene: PHF19
Product: PHD finger protein 19
Exons: 15
Coding region: 141-1874 (577 amino acids)
Biological process (GO): regulation of DNA-templated transcription; chromatin organization
Cellular component (GO): nucleus
Molecular function (GO): chromatin binding; DNA binding
Source: RefSeq, a predicted model, not a curated record
GCGGGAAGAUGGCGCCCCGCGCCCUGCCCCCGCCGCGCCGCCGCCCCGGCGGCCCCCGGGCGGGCGGGCCCUGACCCGGCGCGGCGGCGGCGGCGGCGGCGGCGGCGGCGGCGCGGGCGCAGCGCGGGCUGCCGGGGCCCAUGGAGAGCAGCAAGCUGGACCCCAUCAUCCGGGAUGUCUACGCGGCCGCCGGACACGUGCAGCCGGCGCCGGGCGACCCGGCGACGCGCAAGGGCAGCGGCUGCCGCGACCUCAUGGUCAAGCUGACGGAGGGGCAGUACGUGCUGUGCCGCUGGACCGACGGCCUCUAUUACCUGGGGAAGAUCAAGCGGGUGAGCGGCUCCAAGCAGAGCUGCCUGGUGACCUUCGAGGACAACUCCAAGUACUGGGUGCUCUGGAAGGACAUCCAGCAUGCCGGCGUCCCCGGCGAGGAGCCCAAGUGCAACAUCUGCCUGGGGAAGACGUCGGGGCCCCGCAACGAGAUCCUCAUCUGCGGGAAAUGCGGGCUAGGCUACCACCAGCAGUGCCACGUCCCCGUGGCCAGCGGCGGCGAGGGCCCGCUGGGGACGCCGUGGUUCUGCCGCCGCUGCAUCUUCGCCCUGGCCGUGCGGAAGGGGGGUGCCCUGAAGAAGGGAGCCAUCGCCAAGACGCUGCAAGCCGUCAAGAUGGUGCUGUCCUACGACCCCGAGCUGCUCGAGUGGGACUCGCCGCACCGCACCAACCAGCAGCAGUGCUACUGCUACUGCGGGGGCCCCGGCGAGUGGUACCUGAAGAUGCUGCAGUGCUACCGCUGCCGGCAGUGGUUCCACGAAGCCUGCACCCAGUGCCUCAGCGACCCCAUGAUGUUCGGGGACCGGUUCUACGUGUUUUUCUGCUCCGUGUGCAACCAGGGGCCCGAGUACAUCAAGCGCCUGCCCCUGCGCUGGGUAGACGUUGUGCACCUGGCGCUCUACAACCUGGGCGUGCAGAGCAAGAAGAAGUACUUCGACUUCGAGGAAAUCUUGGCCUUUGUCAACCACCACUGGGAUCCUUUGCAGCUCGGGAAGCUGACGGGCACCCCGGUCUCCGAGCGAGGCCCGCACCUCCUCAACGCGCUGAACAGCUACAAGAGCAGGUUUCUGUGCGGUAAAGAAAUCAAAAAGAAGAAAUGCAUCUUCCGCCUGCGCAUCCGCGUCCCGCCAAACCCCCCCAGCAAGGUCCUGCCGGAGAAGGUGCCGGGCUCGGCUGAGAGCCGCUCCGGCGACCUGAAGAAGAGAGGGAAGAGCAAAUAUGUCCAUAAAAGCGGCCUGCUGCCCCGGCAGCUCCAGCAGCAGAAGCAGCGAGCCGCGCGCAGGAAGAGGGCCAAGUUCCUGCUGGAGGACGCCAUCCCCAGCAGCGACUUCACGUCUGCCUGGAGCACGAACCACCACCUGGCCAGCAUCUUCGACUUCACGCUGGACGAAAUUCAGAGCCUGAAAAGCGCCAGCUCGGGCCAGACCUUCCUCUCGGACGUGGACUCCACGGACGCCGCCAGCACCUCGGGCUCCGCCACCACCAGCCUCUCCUACGAGUCCAGCCGCAGGACCGUGGGCAGCCGGAAGCGCAAGCUGGCGGCGGGGAGCUACGCGCCGGCGGGCAGGCGGCGGGGCGGCGGGCGGCCGGAGGGCGGCGAGGCGGCGGGCGGCCCCGAGCGCCCGGACAUCGACAGCCACACGUUCGAGAGCAUCAGCGAGGACGACUCCUCGCUCUCGCACCUCAAGUCCUCCAUCAGCAGCUACUUCGGGGCGGCGGGGCGCCUGGUCUGCGGGGAGAAGUACCAGGUGCUGGCGCGCAGGGUGACGCCGGAGGGCAAGGUCCAGUACCUGGUGGAGUGGGAGGGCACCACCCCGUACUGAGCCCGGCCAGCCGCCCCUGCGGAGCGGAGGAGGAAGAGGAGGAGGAGGAAGCACCCGGCCACCCCCUGCCCGGCUCGGCGGGCUCAGGGCCGAGCGGAGCGGCGGCCAGCCGGUGCCGUGAGCUGGGCUCUGCGGGCGUCGAACCUUGCAGGCUUUUUUUUAAUUAUUAUUCCAUUGCAUUUUUAAUAAUUGCUCUUUUAUCGGCCGCCCGUGUCCGGACAGCAUCGCCUCGCUGCCUUGUCCUGAGGCAGCCUCUGGCCAAGCCAGCUGCGCCACGGCAGCGGAUCCCGCUUUCCUCCUCGUGCCUCCCGGGGCAGAGCCGGCACCGCCGGGCCCCUGCCGCGCUCCAGGGCCGCCCGCGGACUGCGGCCGAGCCUCGAAUAAUGGCCCCGCGCGUCCCGUCGCUGGUGCAGAAAGUGGCUCCUCUCCCGCGCCGGAGCGCCGGCUGCUGCAUCCCUGCGCCGAUGGGAAAUAACAGGGGGCUGAUGCUCACCGCAGCCAUUAGAGUAUUUUCCUUCUCCUCCUCAAUCCGUUAUUAAUGCAACGUGGUUUGUUUAAAACGAGGGGAAAACAUCCUGUGAAUAGGUCACAGGCAGCUUUUGCGGCCGCAGGGCGGGUUUACGGGAUGGCUGCGACCCUCCUGCAGCCUCGAAGGCGUGGGAUGAUGCACCAGCGCCGCAUCCGCGUCCUCCCGGCAGUCGCGGUCCUGGAGCGAGCUGGGCAGAAUGGCGAGCGCGCCGUAAUGCCGCCACGGGUGCAGCCCCAGCAAGCAUCGCUGGAGGCCUUAUUUUCACAGGAAUCGUCGUGCUGCACGUGCUGAGCGAGAUGGACCAAGCCCACGGCACGUUGUCGCUGCUUUCGGCGCACGGCGGUGCCGGGGGGCGGCUGGGCGCGGGGGCAGUUCUCCUGCCCCAAGCCACGCGCAGCCCCCCUGUCCAAACCAGAGCAAUACUGUCAGGUCGGAACAAAACGCGGUCGUCCUGAGAAGCAAAACGCGGACUGUUUACAAACUCUAAUAGCAUCAGGCAUGUUAGAUUGUUUUCUUUUAAGAUAUAUAUAUAUAUAUAUAUAUUUAAUAUUGUCCUGCUCGUCUGUGCCCUGCCAGCUCGGUGCCGCCCCCGCGGCGGGCGCAGGGGAGCCAGGCGGUGCCGACGGACCGGGCUGCUGGGUGACCCCGCGUGCUGCUGCUCUCGCCUGCCUCCUCCAUCCCUCCGUCACCCCUGGUCCCCCUUACACCCGCUCCUGUGGUCUGGCGGCUGAAGGGCGAUCUGAAAAGCCGGGGGGCUGCGGUGGAGCGGGCUGCGUCUGCAAGCAGGAGGCUGCAGCGUGGUCCUUAAAAGCAAGCUUUUCUGCUUUGGUUACUUUUAAAAUAACAUAGCAGAAUGUCCGAGAUGGGGGGAGCUUCGGGGAUUUGCUGGUUUUAAUUUAUUUGGUAGCACGAGGACUUGUCUGCAGCCGAGCGGGUGCUGUUGGCGAUGCCCUGCGGUGCCUCACAGACGCUGAGACCCGACGGAGCCAUGGCAGCAGUGGGGAAUGUGCCUGCGAAGCGCCGGCCGGGCGCUGGGCUGCCUCGGCCGCUAACGGGAGCAGGAGUAGCCGUGAUGGCGGGUUUCAGCCUAGCUUUGAUUCCCCCUGUGCCGGAUUACCUUGCUGCGUUGGGGUGCUCCCCGUCCCAGGCCGGGAUCUCCCGCUCGGGACCUUCCCAGGGCGGCAGGUUUUGGUGCUCGGCGUCGGCUCGGUGCCGUGCUGCGCGGGUCGGGUGUCUGCGGGCUGGCGUUGCCGCAGCCGGGGCGUUCCUCUUCGGAAAGGCUCCUUCACGUAGCAAUUUGCAUCUUCUGUCAAAUGCUGCCUCUUGGUACAACCUCACCAGCACCCGGGCGAUUUGGAGAAAAUCCCUGUCUGCUGCCUGCUUCUGUCCCGAGCCCCCCGAAGGCUGGCUGAGAAGUGUCCGUGUUCUGGAUUUUGGGGGGGAACCAGCAGUUUUCUCCAGGGUUUCCGGAGCCGUCGUUGGAGUGUGACCCCGUGCCCGGUGCUUUUCGAAGCGAAGCCCCCGGUUUGGGGGUGCCAGGCUGAGCCGCGUGGAGAGGGAGCGAUGCCGCUGGCGGAGGCUGCGGGGACCAUCGGGGUCCGUGUCCCGGCUUGUCCCCAGGAGAAGCCACUGCUGGACUUCCCCAAACCACUCCGACUGGGAUGGCUGCAAGGUUUUUCACCUCCUUCUGCUUCGCUUUAAGUACUGCCCUUUCACCAGUGCCUAUAGAGCCCUUCUUGCCUGCCGCCGGGGCUGCGGGGCCGCCGCGUGCCGGGCCGCACUGCGUUCCUGCUCGCAGCCCUUCGCUCCGCCCCAGCCUGUGCCACAGAGCUGAAUGUGGAGCCGUGAAAAAUAUUUUUGUUCCAGAAUAUAUUUUGCAUUAGUCCUGAUAGAUACGAUAAUGAUUCUGUGCACCUUCUAAAGACUUAUGGUUUCAAGUUGCUGCUUGUAAUAACCGACUUUUGUUAUAUCCAAGUUGUAAUUAAUAUGUCUGACGUACAAUUAAAAAGUCUUUUUUUUUAACAGCA